AUGGAGACAAAGAUUCCAGCAAAAGCAGUAACAACAACAAACGUAUUGGUGAUAGAGAAUGCAGCAGAUGGUGCCUCAGCUUCUCCUGGUGUUGAUACUGGACCAUUUGUUCCGGGUGCUGGUGGAGAAGAAGUGUUUGGGGUUGGUGAUGAAGGAGAGGGUGAUGGAGAAGAAGUGGUUGCCGGAGAGGGUGCUGGAGAAGUGUUUGUGGAGGGUGAUGGAGCAGGUGCUGAAUUGGGUGAUAAUGAUCGGGUAGGUGCGGGUGCAGGAGCCUGUUGUGCUAUGCAUGAGGUAGCCAAAAGCCCCAAUAUCACAAACACUUUGAUUGCAACAGAACCCAUGUUAUGUAUGUUUUUGAUAAAGAAGAGUGUUUAA
Lathyrus sativus (Indian pea) is the source of this 375-nucleotide messenger RNA. Lineage: Eukaryota; Viridiplantae; Streptophyta; Magnoliopsida; Fabales; Fabaceae. The record is from the annotation of a GenBank genome assembly.